AUGAUGAUGACGGCCGUCGGAAUUGUACUGUACUUCAUACUCAGUGAACCCAUUACGAUGGAGGAGCGAAAAUAUUGGCCUGAAUGGAGCGCUGUGCCGUCGUUCAUGAGCGUGGUGCUCUUGGCCAUUCAGGGUAUGAAAACAGUGUUGCCAAUCGAGAACCAGAUGAAACACCCGGAACACUUUCUCGGAUGGUUCGGAGUCAACAGUGCAACGAUAGCCUUCACGAUGGUUGUCGUCGGUCUCACCGGAUUUUUCGGCUACGCCCAAUAUGGUCCCGACACUGCGAGUGUGAUAACGCUAAAUUUACCGACUGAUAGCCAAUUAGCGGAAGCAACUCGUCUACUGGCAGCACUUGCCGUUAUGCUCUCACUGGGAUUAACUUAUUACGUUCCUAUGGAAAUCAUCUGGAAGCGAGUUCAGCAUAAAAUUCCUUCAAAGCGAGUAAACUUAUUCCAGAUAAGCUUUCGGGUAAUUUUACUCCUACUGAUGGCAGGAAUCGCUAGUGGAGCACCGGAAAUAGAACCCUUCGCGGGUUUGAUGGGAUCCAUUGGCUGUGGAACUUUGGUGGUCCUUUUCCCAAACGUUUAUUACGGGCGGGAACUGCUCCCACGGUACAAGACGGUAGAGGGGUUUCCAAGACUGGUACGAACGACGAUCCGAAGCACGGUGGCCACGAGCACGGUGACUUGGCUAGAAGACGAGUCCUAG
This is a messenger RNA of Uranotaenia lowii, 711 nucleotides long. Its product is annotated as proton-coupled amino acid transporter-like protein pathetic. Gene Ontology annotation, biological process: amino acid transmembrane transport. The transcript has 4 exons. NCBI's taxonomy places the organism in Eukaryota, Metazoa, Arthropoda, Insecta, Diptera, Culicidae. Gene Ontology annotation, molecular function: amino acid transmembrane transporter activity. The record is from RefSeq and is a predicted model, not a curated record. The coding region runs from base 1 to 711 and encodes 236 amino acids. Gene Ontology annotation, cellular component: vacuolar membrane.